GGUACAGCGCUUCAGACAGUUGUCUCAGAGAAUAUGUUGAAUUCCAAAGAUUCUAGACGAGAUUUCAACAAAAAGAUUUAGGAGUUCUGCGCAAUUGUAUUGGCAGUAUGAUCACCUCGAUGCCACAGAUCGGGAGGUGGAGCCGCAGGACCUCUCAGCUAGUUAGCUGUUAGCUUAUUAUGUUAGCUAGUACCUGGCUUUGUUACGUCUGUACUACAGGCUAUGAGAGAUUUGACGUUUGUAACUAGCUGAUUUGUUGACGCACAACAACAACAACCAACGUCUAGGAAGUGGUAAUAAUAUUUUAGAUUUGAGUCAAAUGGUUGGAAAGUUGUUACUACACUGUUCAUAUACAGUCAUUGGUUAUUAAGUUAGCUUAGCUAAGCAGCUAGCAAGCUUGAGAAAUGCAUUAUUUGGUACGCCUAAUCACAGGCAAAAAGGGAUGUAUGGGUUCAUUAAUUUGUUAGUUACACGCAUGUUGCUGGGCUAAAUCAUUGGUAAGUGAGCUUCCUAUACUGGAAAGAUAUUUGGGGCAUAUCAAGACCACAUUUGGUGUAUUUGACAGCUUGCCCUUGUUUCUUGGAAGAAGAUUCCUGACUGGGCAGUGGUGUGAUCUGGAGGAGGCUAAAUCCAAGUCUUUCCAGUAUAGUGACCCAAACUGGGAAACAACAGUAGGAAGCUCAGCCAAAGAAGACUGUCUGUACUCUGGGACUGGUACCAAUAAGGGAAGUGGGAUUGCUUUGCCAGUGUUGAGUUGAUGUUGUUGCAGCUAUGUCUGAGGCCAUCCUCAACUUCCAGUACCAGCUCAGUGGCGUCAUGGAAACAGUCCUCAAAACUGCCAUGCAUGAAAUCACUCUAUUGGUGAAGGAUGGAUUCCUGGAGGAAGUGACACGGAGCAAACAGGAAGUGGACGUCUUGAAGGAGAGGCUGCAGAGAUGGAGGGACAGAGAGGAGGAGUGGAGGGGGAUGUGUGUGAGAUGUGGUUGUGCUGGAGACACUGAGGAGAAAGUAGAGGCUUUGUCAGCAGCAGAGGGUUAUGGUAUUAAACAAGAGGAGAUUCUCCAGUCAGAGGGGCUCGUUGCUCUGAGGGAGGCCCAUGAGGUCCAUGUCAAAGAGGAGGCCAAUGCACAGGGAGACUGGGGGGAUAUGGUAAGCCUAACAAUCCCAUACACCGAUGCCCCCCUUAGUGACCUUGGUUUGUCUGCACCAUGGGCCAGUGAGCCCCAGCCUCUAUUAACACCAUGGACCAGUGAGGAGCAGCCUUCACACUCAGGGUCAGUAAUACCAGCCCAGGGGAUAGAGAGCUCUAUGGGCCCCCCUGAGUCCAUGUGCCACCUGAGAAUCCAUAUGCAGUGCCACACGAGGGAGAGGCCGUACAGCUGCUCUCAGUGUGGGAAGAGCUUCAGCCAUCAGAGCGUCUUGAAGAGACACAGGGCCUAUCACACCGGAGAGAGGCCUUACCAGUGCACGGACUGUGGGAAAAGAUUUAUCGCUAGAGCGGAUCUGAAAAAACAUGAACAAAUCCAUUCAAGGGGCAUCUGUACCAUUUCCAAGGCAAAACUGACGAAGGGAGUCCAAGAUAAUGAAGAUGACGCUGCGCCAGUUCCUGUAACAUCAAGAACUGGAAGGAUUAUUCCACUGGCAUUAUUAGCAUCAGUAAGACAGGCCCAUAAGCAGCUUGGGGAAGAUCUAAAAUGGAGAUUCGGCCCAAAUGACUGCUUCAGGUCCCCUCACAACGAGGAGGUGACCAAAGCAGUGAUGCAGACUGUAAAGGAUGGAGGCAAAAACUGGGGUCCCGACAGCCUCAUCAGAAAGGCGUGCAACAGGGCUUAUGAGUACUGGAAGGCUCAAGGGAAGAUUGAACUGGAGGGCAGUGUGGCGGUCAUCAAGAAGAAGAAAAUCCUCACCAGCAGGCGGAGCAGGCUCUUCCAGAAGAGAGUAAAGGUGGGAGGAGAGCUCCUCGCCCCAGAAGAUCUGGACUUCCUGGUUGGAGCAGACCCCAACUUCAUGUCGGACGAGGAAAGUGAUGCUGAAGACAAGUUCACCUAUCAUGUGCUCCCUCCCAGGUGGCGUUGCUCGAGGUUGACCCAGAUCGUCCGACUCUGUCAGAUAACCUUAGAUGACAAUCGCCUUAAGGGCGUUGAGCCAAAGUCGGCUCGCUCCAGAAAAUUACAGGGGGGUAGAUUUACCCCCCGCCAUCCCCCAAAAGGAGAGGCUAAACAAGUGUAUGUGAAUAAAAAUGAUAAAUGA
Messenger RNA from Oncorhynchus keta (chum salmon), 2250 nucleotides. RefSeq lists its product as uncharacterized. The transcript has 7 exons. Gene Ontology annotation, biological process: regulation of transcription by RNA polymerase II. The record is from RefSeq and is a predicted model, not a curated record. Lineage: Eukaryota; Metazoa; Chordata; Actinopteri; Salmoniformes; Salmonidae. Gene Ontology annotation, molecular function: DNA-binding transcription factor activity; RNA polymerase II cis-regulatory region sequence-specific DNA binding. The coding region runs from base 772 to 2250 and encodes 492 amino acids.